AGAGCUGUGGGUACUCACACCUUUAAUCCACUCCUCCGCGCUCUCAUUGGUCCGCGCGCUGCUUAAAGUCUUCUGGGAUGGCCGCAGACCUUCAGAGCCUCACCUUCCCUCGGUGUGACAGAGACCAUGAAGUUGUCCAGUGUUGAGGUGAUGCAGCUGGAGCAGCCAGAGCCGUUUCCCCAGAGCCCACAGUCCGGGGAGUCCGAGCUCAGCUGCUCGAGCCCUGACGGCAAAGCCCCCCGAGUGAGGAGACCCCUGAACGCCUUCAUCAUCUGGACCAAGGAGGAACGCAGGAGGCUGGCCCAACUCAACCCUGAGCUGGAGAACACUGACCUCAGCAAGAUACUUGGUAAGACCUGGAAGGCCAUGUCCCUGGCUGAGAAGCGACCAUACAUGCAAGAGGCAGAGAGGCUGAGGGUCCAGCACACCAUUGAUCACCCCAACUACAAGUACCGUCCUCGCAGACGCAAGAGCAACAGACGCAGUACCAAAACCCCACCAAGUGACUCCAGCACCUCCCCUAACCUCCAACUCAACUACAUGCUCCACAACCAGGCCUUCUAUUACCCAUACACACCCUCAAACACCAUCUCUGACUCUUACCCACACCCGCACAGUCUGGCUUUCCCCAGUCAUCCCACAGCAGCUCCAAGUGGAGCAACGUUUCCCAACGGUGGACUAUCUUUCUCAGACGGAACAGCCUUCUUGAACUCCUCUUUGGCGUAUCCCCAGCAGGCCAUGUACUCAGCAGAGCCUCCACUGUACUACAGUUCCCAGCAUGCAGAGCAGCACAGAGCAGACCACUGGGACUGGCGAGGGACCGAAGUGUGUGGGUGUGCUCUGUGUUCAGGCGGCCCAUCGCUGGAGUUCUAUCUAGAGCAGGUUCGAGUGGACAUGCUGGACCAACUGGACCGAAGUGAAUUUGACCGUUACCUCAAUCCAGUACCACUUUAAGACCAACACUGACUAUAAAUCUUACAAAAUGAACUGAAUUUUAGAUGUACCCUGACUGGGAACCCUCAACCACUCAACCCAACCGAUUUUGCACAGUUCAAAGCACCAGAGUGGUGCAAGGCCUGUGUGCUGCUAAACAGUUUUCUAUUGCUGCCUAACAUUUUUUUACAUGUUAAUGUGAAUAUUUGUACAUAAAUAUUUGUAUUUAUUUAUAAAAAUGAAUCCAGAAUAAGCUGUAAAACAGGUCUGUCAAUGGAGAAUCUUUUGUACGGUUUAACAUUUAUAGGUCUUUGUUUAACUGAUGACAAUGGCAAGAUCUGUGCAGUUCGUUGUACAUUGAAAUCAUUGUAUUUAUGACUUGUUUGCUUGGAAAAAAGUCCACAUUAAGCUGCUAUAAAUAAAAAAUGUUUAAAUAUAA
This is a messenger RNA of Astyanax mexicanus (Mexican tetra), 1372 nucleotides long. It is a transcript of the gene sox32, whose product is annotated as SRY-box transcription factor 32. NCBI's taxonomy places the organism in Eukaryota, Metazoa, Chordata, Actinopteri, Characiformes, Acestrorhamphidae. Bases 127 to 954 code for a protein of 275 amino acids. Gene Ontology annotation, biological process: cell differentiation; anatomical structure morphogenesis; regulation of DNA-templated transcription. The record is from RefSeq and is a predicted model, not a curated record. Gene Ontology annotation, molecular function: DNA-binding transcription factor activity, RNA polymerase II-specific; RNA polymerase II cis-regulatory region sequence-specific DNA binding. The transcript has 2 exons.